GAAAGGGUCCUGGCGAUAGUGGAACAGAAGCAUAUGAGUGUUCUAGCAUGUCCCCAGCGCUUGGAUCCCUGUCGUAUUUAAGGGACAACUUCCUGUCCGGGCAGAGCUGACAUGAACAUCUUUGCUAAAGUCUCAGGAUUAGCCCAACAAACCAGCAAGCUGGGGUCUGUGCUCCAACGUGCCUUCUACGGGUCCAGUGGCAAGGUGACCCUGUUUGAACAGAGGAACUUUGCCGGCCGGCGCCUGGAUCUGAGUUCUGACUGCCAGAAACUGAGCGAGAGGAACUUCCCAGAGAGAUGCAACUCUGUGCAGGUGGAGAGUGGAGCAUGGGUGGGCUAUGAACAAGACAGCUUCCGGGGCCGUCAGUACCUGUGGGACAUGAACGACAGGGGCGAGUACAACUGCUAUGACAAGUGGUGUGCUCAGAUGGACCAUAUCGCUUCUGUCCGUGCUGUGAAGCAGGACACCAACCCUCCCAAGGCCCAGCUGUUUGAGAGAGCCAGCUUCUCUGGUAAGAGGACAGACAUCCAGGACGACAUCCCCAACCUCAUGACCCGACACAGCCUCAACAGAGCUGCUUCCAUCAGGGUGCUGGGGGGAGCUUGGGUGGUGUACCAGGAGCCUAACUACAGAGGAUCUCACUACAUCCUGGAGAAGCGUGACUAUAACAGCUCCUCUGACUGGGGAGGCCAGGGCAGCACGGUGGGCUCCAUACGCCGCAUCCGCUUCACCUAGCCCCACCCCUCGACCCUCUAGACCCGCCCCUCUACCCUCUAGCCCCACCCCUCGACCCUCUAGCCCCACCCCUCGACCCUCUAGACCCGCCCCUCUACCCUCUAGACCCACCCCCAGCCUUGCCCCUCACCCCCAGGCCUGCCCCUCACCCCCAGCCCUGACCCUCUAGCCCCCCCCGUCACACCCACCCCGCCCCUCACCCUAUAGCCCCACCCUUCUACCACAUAGCCCCACCCUUUUACCACCUAGCCCCAGCCCUCACCGGCUAGCCCCCCCUCCUCUCAUUCGCUACCCCUUCUCUCGUCCUCACCCUCCCUCUCAUCUUUGACUCCGACCAGAGAACAUCUCACACACACAUCUUCUUAGCCAAAUACACUCGCAAGCGUAACUCCACAACCAGAAACCUAUUUUAGUAAUAAACUGUGAAAAAAAUAACCAAGGAAA
Molecule: messenger RNA, 1179 nt
Organism: Hypomesus transpacificus
Lineage: Eukaryota; Metazoa; Chordata; Actinopteri; Osmeriformes; Osmeridae
Gene: crybgx
Product: crystallin beta gamma X
Exons: 6
Coding region: 112-735 (207 amino acids)
Biological process (GO): visual perception; lens development in camera-type eye
Molecular function (GO): structural constituent of eye lens
Source: RefSeq, a predicted model, not a curated record